AUGGAGAACGUGGAUCCAAUUCAGAGCAGCCUGAACGCCGUGACCAAACGGCUUCAGAAACCUCACUUCCUGAAGAACAUCAGUGCGAGUCGUCUGCCUUCGCAAGCAACUUCAGAAGGCCCUGCGUCUCCGACAGAGCUUCACCCAGCCAGAAGCAGGAACCUUGCCGCUCCGCUAAGCUUCGACGUCAACCCGAAGCCAGCUGGCUCGCAACGGCGCCGGCCAGUUUUCACGCCUGCUACCUCAGUGCUGACUGGAGAUCACUAUGAUGGGCUAGGUCAACCCCUUCUCGGAGGACUGCCUCGCUCACUCGACGAGCUCGAGAGUUUCUUUCUUUGCUGUUGCCGGGCUUGGACCAGGAUGGCGGCAGAGCGCGGCUUCCAGACCUUCUCCCAUGGUCAUCAAGAUCUCGUUCUUGCAGUGGACUUUAACUUCUAUGGCACGCGCAUGGUCACGGCUUCAUCUGAUCACCGACUGAAGGUCUGGGACAGAAAGGACGACACUUGGUCGCUUGUCGACACCUGGAAAGGCCAUGACGCUGAAAUCGUCGAUGUCAAAUGGAACGGACCCUUCAUGGGAGAGGUCCUCGGGAGCAUUGGCGAAGACGGCAGGUUCAAUCUCUGGGAAGAAGACCCCACCGAGCCACCAAACUCAGGCCUCCGCUUCAAGCGCAUCUACUCGCUUCCUUCCGAGACCAAAGUCCCCUUCAUGUCCCUGGACUUCAAGAACAUAAUGCACGAGACCUACCUCGCGCUCAUCACCCGCGACGGCUACCUCUCAGUGUACGAGCCCGUCGACCAAGACAGUUUCUCCGAAUGGAAAGCCAUGGUUGAAACCUACGUCUGCCCCACGCCGUCCCGUCAGGAAGAAACCAGCUUCAGAGUCUGCUUCCACCGCGAGAAGCUGCCGUGCUGGAAAGCCAUCAUGGCUGGGCUGGACCGCAAAGCACUCUCCCUGGCCGUGGCCGCCAUGGACGUCGUCAAGAUCUACCGCCAGGACACCAAAGAUCGGCGAUUCUACGAAGCAGUCGAAUUGAAGGGCGCCCGUGACCUCGUUCGCGAUGUUGCAUGGGCCAAUGGCUCGAUGCGUGGCUUCGACGUCGUCGCGACCGCCAGCAAGGACGGCGCGAUCCGCAUAUACGAACUGCAUACGCCGCAACCGGCCCAGGCUGCUGAAGCGGGCGAAAGCGCACCGGGCUCUUCUUCGGCGUCGGAGGCCACUGUCUCGCCGCGAGUUCGCGCUGGCAAGUCUGCGCCGUCGGGAAUUGGUGCCGGGUUGGCUGGUGCUUCGCGAGCAAAGGAGGGUGCGCAGGAGAACGAAAAGAACCCCGGGCGGAUCAAACAUGUCGUGAAGCUGGUUGCGGAAUUGACUAAGCAUCAUGGUGCUGUCUGGCGACUGAGCUUCUCUCAGAUGGGAGACCUUCUAGUGUCGACUGGCGAUGACGGCACCAUCAAGACUUGGAAGCGGGCCGUCAACAACCAAUGGCUUGAGUAUGCUGAGAUUGAUGCUUCGCAGGAGCAGUAG
Molecule: messenger RNA, 1524 nt
Organism: Coniosporium apollinis CBS 100218
Lineage: Eukaryota; Fungi; Ascomycota; Dothideomycetes
Exons: 3
Coding region: 1-1524 (507 amino acids)
Biological process (GO): positive regulation of TORC1 signaling; cellular response to amino acid starvation
Cellular component (GO): nuclear pore outer ring; Seh1-associated complex
Molecular function (GO): protein binding; structural molecule activity
Source: RefSeq, a predicted model, not a curated record